This is a messenger RNA of Marchantia polymorpha subsp. ruderalis, 2108 nucleotides long. The record is from the annotation of a GenBank genome assembly. Lineage: Eukaryota; Viridiplantae; Streptophyta; Marchantiopsida; Marchantiales; Marchantiaceae.
GCCUUCUCUUCUCUUCUCUUCUCAUCUGGGCACUUGGCCGCUGUUCGUUGCAUUGUUGAGUUGUGCUGCGAGGCGAUGAGAGCUUGUACAAGGCUCGGCCGCAGUCCAUGCGCUUACGUCUCAGCUCGGGCUUGUGUCCGCGAGAAGUCGGUGCUCGCUUUUGUGGGCUCUGCUGAGUGAGAGAUUGGCACGCCUGUGGGCCACGUAAAAAGCCAGACGAUGCAGGUGGCAUGCUGAUGUGUGCUGCGAGAGCCGAGUCGCAGAUGGAAACUCUUCUCUGAGGGUGGUUAGAUGGGCAGAGUUGGGAAAGUGAGAUUUGGUGUCAGCUUGCACUCCCGAUUGGCGGGCUCCCCGCCUCUCGAUCGCAGGUCCAUCGAUGAAUCGGACCCUCUUGGCCCCGACGUAGGUCACGAAGUGUGAGGUUGAGGAUUUUUGACGGCGCUGCGCCUGUCAGCUUUGCGAAUUGAACCGAGCGAGCUGGCGGAGGAUUUGUGAUGAGAGAGGUUGGGGUUGAAAGCCAUCUUCCAGCGUCUGAUCUAGGAUACUCGUUCGGCCACUCUGUCACGCACAAACUCUGCCAGGAAUGGCUUCUGCAGAUAGAAUUAGAUUUGACCAACAGUAGGAUAACCUACGGAGCUGUGAAAUGGGCCAUCUCCGAACUGCAGCGCAUGGAGGACAAUGAUUGGUAUUCGGGCGAUGACUCGGUAGACAGAGGGUCGAGUUCGAGUAGAAGUGACGAUGUGGGGGAGUGGAACAGCGGCUCGAGUAGAUUACCGUCCGACUCGGUGAAUGCAGGCUGGGGACGGGACCAAUUUUCAGCGGAAAAUGGAGUAGAAGGCGCGAGAAUAGACUUGGUGGAUUGGAGGAAUCUGUUGAUUGCGGCAGGGGGGUGCAGGGAAGAGCCGGACCACGGAGACCUGAACAAUGAGGGAGACAGGAGAGCCAGAGUGACCAAGUUUUCAUUCUCGAGCGCGCUGAAGGAGGCAUUGAUUGCAGCGGAAGGAGGCAAGGCAGGAGGCAGAAUGGCCGAGCGCAUCAACUCGAGAUUCGAGCUGCCCGAGUGCGUCUUCCUUACCAAACUCGUCAGCCAAUGCUUGCUCGUUAGCCUGGACCAGACGCCGUCCAGUGACACUUGUGCAGCUCUGACCUCCGCGCGAAACGAGGAACCGAACGCGGACUGGAUGUGGCUGCACAGAUGGUUCGUCAGGACUCUGAUUCCGGGCGCAGGAAGCGACUCGUGCUACGAUGCGCUCGACUGGUUGGUCGCCCACAUGACCGCUUCUCGGGGAACCAUCACCAAGCUCGUUCUCGAUGACCUCCUGGCGGACUUGUCGAAUUUCAACGAAGGUGAUGAGCAGCCGCGUGUGGCAACUUACAUCCGUCGGACUGGUGUUUUGGAGUACGCCGCUCUUAGAAAUCCCGACAAGAAAUUAUGAGAACCUUUCGUCAUCUGUGUCUCCAUGGUGUUCGCAGCAUCUUCACCUAAAGAAUGGGAAGGCUGCCGCGUUCUGUCUCGGUGGAAGGAGGAGUCUUUGACCUCCUGUCUUCCCGGAUUGAUUGGUGCCCUUGCUCAUCUCUGGAUCUCUUUUUUUUAUGGAAGACAUGGAGCUUUUAGUCGGGGGCUAGACUGAAUUUCUACCGUCGUUCAGGAUUAUACUUGCGCGCAAGAACUUCGCCUUGAAAGUUUUGGAACGCGCUGUCAUGCUUGUUUCUCGCGCGAAAAGCAGUCUUUGUAGGAACGGAGAUGAGGAUGUACGUCUUGAUGUUGUCUUAAAGCGCAACGUGCACCUCUGAAACCGAAAGCUUGGGGGGCAUUUAUUUUCCACCUUCUGGGCUUGGGCCUUGACCAAACGCGGUUUGUAAAUCUCUACAUGGCGAGGCCUCCGCUCGUCGCAAGAUGUAUAGAGAGGGAGCAAUUGUUACUAUAUUGAACAAGGCGUGGCACGGGUAGAAGAAUAAUCCGAGUACGUACGUCACCCGUAGUGCUAGUUUUCUCUUGUUUCCGAGCAGAGCGCGCAAUUUGCUUGGCGAUUUGUCGUAGCGAGUACAGUUUUGCUGUGUAGAUUGUUCCAUUAUUUCCACCAAUAAUAAACAAAUCCGAUUUUGAC